GUCAAGCGUUUGGAAACUUUGGACAGAAAGGUCAGACUCAAAAUCCUUUCAGCAAUUUCCGAAACCAAAAUGUAUAUUCCAAUUUUGUUUCUAACUUUGCUAAAGGUCAAAAUUAUCAGGCUUCUGGCUAUCUCCCACCGAAACCCUUCAAAGCGCCAGAAUAUUUACCACCCGACGACUCAAAGACCACUUCAACUACGAGACGACCGUUCUUUACCACUACUACAACGAGACGACCAUUUUUUACCACAACUACCACUCGAAGACCGUUUUAUACUACAACUAAAAGAACAUUUUUUACCACAACCACCACUAAGCGGCCAGUCUUUACCACAACUACGACUAAAAGACCAUUUUUUACCACUACAACAACAAAGAAACCUUUCUUUACUACCACUACAGCAAAAAAACCAAUUACUACUACGAAACGACCAAUCUACACCACAACACCAGAUCAUCAAGAAAUAUUCCGUGAUAAGAUACCGAAACUACCAACCGGCGCGGUAUCUCCAGCCAUGGCUAUGAUAGUCCCACCAGAACCCGAAGAUGAUGAAGAUGAAAUUAUACCUGACUUUAGAACUACAACAAAACGUCCAAUCGUCACCACACCAGAUCAUCAAGAAAUAUUCCCUGAUAAGAUACCGAAACUACCAACCGGUGCGGUAUCUCCAGCCAUGGCUAUGAUAGUCCCACCAGAACCCGAAGAUGAUGAAGAUGAAAUCAUACCUGACUUUAGAACUACAACGAAUAAACCAGCUGUUCUUCCAGCGAUGGCUAUGGUCGUACCACCUGAAGAAGACGACCCAAUAACAAUCUCGACAACUACAUUAGUAACUACCCCUUCAACUAAAAUUACCACUCCUACAACAACCGUUUUUACUACACCAUCAACUAGUACUACUCUUUCUACAACUUCUUCUACUACUAUAACUUCUCCAUCGACAACGAAACCGACUACUGUAAGUACUCCAUUUACAACAUUAACGACACCUGAUUUAAAUCGUAAUCAAGAAGAAGAAACUAUAAAAACCACAACCGUCAUUCCUGUAUUAAAAGCUACACCAACAACAAAACCCCCUGUUGUAGUAGAAACUACCCCAACUAUAAAAACCACAACCGUCAUUCCUGUAACAAAAGCUACACCAACAACAAAACCCCCUGUUGUAGAAGAAACUACCCCAACAACACAAACAACAACCGUCAUUCCAGUCACAAAAACUGCAACAACAACAACGAAACGACCUUUUAUAGGGAUUGGAUACUUACCACCGGAUCCCGAAACUACUUCGACAACAACUGUCGAUCCUGAUGUUGCGCGAACCAUUCCUGCUGCUGGAGCUGAUGACGUGCCUCCAGAACCUAAAUGUGAUCCAUUGGACCCAAGCACUUGGCCCACUUUAUACGAGCAGCGACAAUAUGGCGAACUACCCUGUGCGCCAGUCACAACUACCCCAUCACGAAUACCGCCGACACCAGCACCGGCUAGAGCCGACCCCGUCCCACCAGAACCAGAAUGUGAUCCUUUAGAUCCAAGCACUUGGCCCUCGGAAGUAGACCAACGAGAUUUUGGUGAAACACCUUGUGCACCUGUGACUAUGUCAACUACUAAUACACCUCCUACUACACCUACGACACCUCCUACCACACCUCCUACCACUCCUCCUACCACACCUCCUACCACUCCUACCACUCCUCCUACCACUCCUACCACUCCUCCUACCACUCCUACCACUCCUCCUACCACUCCUACCACUCCUACUACACCUCCUACCACUCCUCCUACCAUACCUCCUACUACACCACCUACCACACCUACUACUACACCUCCUACCACACCUCCUACUACGACACCUACUACACUUCCUACUACACCUCCUACUACACCCCGUGUUACACCUCCUACUACACCCCCUACGACGCCUUCUACUACACCUCCAACGACACCACCAUAUAUAGGCCGCGGAUAUUUACCACCAACCAACCAUACAUCCAAAGUACCAACACCAGUAUCACCAGCACGAGCUGAACUAGUCCCACCAGAACCGGAAUGUGACCCUCUGGACCCAAGCACUUGGCCUUCAGAAUUCGACCAAAGAUAUCACGGAGAAUCACCGUGCGCCCCGAACAUAACUGUCAAACCACCAGUAGACCUUACACAUCUACCUCCAGAUGACUGUAUAGUAAAGAAAAGGAAGCGUAGAGCGUCUGAAGUGACGCUAAGAUUAGGAGAUAUUAAGGGAACUCCUAGGCCUGUCUGGUAUGCUGGUAUAUACAGGAAGAUCACGGACCCCUACUUCCCUAUAUGUGGAGGGUCAAUAGUUCGAGAGGAUGUCGUCAUAUCAGCUGCCCACUGUUUCUGGGACGACGUGGUCGGGUUGCAGCCAGCUGAGCAGUUCGCGGUGGCCGCCAGCAAGAUUUACAAGCCUUGGAAGGACCCUAUGGAUAAGAAGGCGCAGAAAUCUGACGUCCUGGACAUCAAAAUCCCCGCCCGCUUCCUCGGCGCAAAGACCAGCUUCCAAGAAGACAUCGCCAUCUUGAAGUUGGCAACACCAUUCAAGUAUACCCGGGGAGUACGCCCCAUCUGCGUGCACUUCGAUGACGAGCUUGACAGACAGCAGAUGAAGGCUGGACAUCAGGGCACGAUCGCGGGCUGGGGCCUUACGGACUCCGUUGGCACGCCGACGCAGCGUCUGCUGUGGCUCGAGCUCCCCUACAUCGAGAUUGAGAAGUGCAUCCGCGACUCGGAGGAGGCCUUCCUCAAAUACAUCACAUGUGAUAAAGUGUGCGCCGGCGAGAGGGAUACGGGCAAAGCGCUCUGCAAAGGCGACAGCGGCGGCGGCCUCGCCUUCUGGUCCGGCCCCGCCGACCACGCCACGCCGUACUUACGCGGCAUCGCCUCCACCGCGCCGUCGCCGCGUAACGCCGAGUGCAACGUGUACGCGUACGGGAGUUUCACGCAAGUGCGCGCGCAUAGGACCUUCUUGCGCGACCACGUGCCUGGGAUCGAGAAUUGUAGAUUUUGGGAAUAAAUGUGUUCA
Molecule: messenger RNA, 3038 nt
Organism: Cydia amplana
Lineage: Eukaryota; Metazoa; Arthropoda; Insecta; Lepidoptera; Tortricidae
Product: mucin-2-like
Exons: 5
Coding region: 516-3029 (837 amino acids)
Biological process (GO): proteolysis
Molecular function (GO): serine-type endopeptidase activity
Source: RefSeq, a predicted model, not a curated record